UUAUUUUUAUAUCUAUAUUUUGAGAAAUUUAAAAUAUAUAUGAAUUUUUUUUAAAUUAAAUAGUUUGCCCAAAUCCAAACCCGAACCGAAUCCGCAAGGAUCUGAAUCGAACCAAAUCCGUAAGGAUCCAAACCGAACCAAACCAAAUGGUACCCGAAUUUUCACUCUUAAUCAAAUGUAAAAAAAAAACUAUUGAUAACAAAAUGUGUGUUAUUGAUAAUAUUUAAAUAUAACAUAUUUUUUAAAAAUUAACCUGCGCGGAUUACCAUCUAGUAUACUAGUAUAAUAAUGUUACUCAUUUACACGUCAUGUGAACACAACUGUCAUAUCACAUAAUAAGUAAGCGAUCCACUGUCCUUCUCCAACUAACUUCAAUACUUCAAACUCUCUCUUUAUCAUCUCAAGCCUCUAUAUAAACCCUACGUACGUACGUCCUCUUCUCAUACUCACUGAGUCAAAACUCACGUGUCAAUGACCGUAUCCUCUGUCAAACAACCGUCUCCGUUGGAGGAGGAGGAGGAGAGCCACCAUCACCAAGAUCAAGAAGAGUCCCAUCGAAGUAACAACAAGAAACGGGUUAGACCCGACCCGGGUUACCGAGGCGUCAGGAUGCGAACGUGGGGCAAAUGGGUCUCCGAGAUCCGUGAGCCACGCAAGAAGAGCCGUAUCUGGCUCGGCACUUUCUCAACGGCGGAGAUGGCUGCGCGUGCACACGACGCGGCUGCUCUCACCAUCAAAGGAACCUCCGCUGUUCUCAACUUCCCGGAGCUCGCCAAUUACCUUCCACGUCCAGCUUCCUCCUCUCCCCGUGAUGUUCAAGCUGCAGCCGCCGUAGCCGCCGCCAUGGACUUCUCCUCCUCCGCCGUUGUGAUCUCCGAUCAUACCACCGUCGUCCCAGAGAUACACUUGUCGUCAUCGAGUAGUUAUGCAACGUCGACGUCGUCUUCAUCGUUGUCACCGUCGAGCGAAGAAGCAGCGUCACCUACGGCGGAAGAACUGAGCGAGAUAGUGAAGUUACCGAGUCUAGAGGCGAGUUACGAUGAGACGUGGAGCGAGUUCGUGUACGUUGACCCGGAGUAUCCACCUAUUUCGCCUUGGUAUUUUAAUAACUCAUGUUAUAGCUUUUAUUACCACAGCGACGAUAAUGGCACUUCGAUGUCUGAACCUUUUGAGUCUUCCAAUUUUUGCCCACUUUUUCCUUAAUUCUCGUAUUAAAACUUUCUCUUUAAUUACCCCAAUUUGUCUGAGGUUUAUUUAAUUAUUGGAUUCACAAUAGAGUUUAAUAUACUCGAUUAAAUAGUCGAUUAUCAUAUAGUAUCUCUUAUAGCAUGCAAGUUUAUCAUAUCUGAUAUAGUAUCUCUUAUAGCAUGCAAUACGAAACACGCAAAUGUGAUUAGACGAUAACUACAUUUUUGUUUCAUUUCUGUAGGUGUUUUGUUAUAAUUAAACUAUUUAUUUCAAGGUAUAGGCUGAAUAUGCUUUAGUUUUUAAUGUGUAGUUUGUAUAAUUACUUAAAAAAAUGUGUUCUCAGAUGGUUUGGUAGUUGGCAUAUAAUCUUCCCAACUUGGUAUUUAAUUUAAUUCACAAAAUUUCUCCGGUCAUAUCGAAUCAACUCUAAAAAGACUUUUUAUGUCUAGUCAUUGAGAAUUACAAAAUACAAAAGCAAAACUAUACACUUUUGGGUUUAAAACUCAUUUUGUUCC
Messenger RNA from Brassica napus (rape), 1703 nucleotides. Its product is annotated as ethylene-responsive transcription factor ERF037-like. Gene Ontology annotation, molecular function: DNA-binding transcription factor activity; DNA binding. The coding region runs from base 472 to 1203 and encodes 243 amino acids. The record is from RefSeq and is a predicted model, not a curated record. The transcript has a single exon. Lineage: Eukaryota; Viridiplantae; Streptophyta; Magnoliopsida; Brassicales; Brassicaceae. Gene Ontology annotation, biological process: regulation of DNA-templated transcription.